Durotheca rogersii is the source of this 3602-nucleotide messenger RNA. RefSeq names its product pyruvate carboxylase. The record is from RefSeq and is a predicted model, not a curated record. Gene Ontology annotation, molecular function: metal ion binding; ATP binding; pyruvate carboxylase activity. Gene Ontology annotation, biological process: pyruvate metabolic process; gluconeogenesis. The transcript has 6 exons. Gene Ontology annotation, cellular component: cytoplasm. Bases 103 to 3447 code for a protein of 1114 amino acids. Lineage: Eukaryota; Fungi; Ascomycota; Sordariomycetes; Xylariales; Xylariaceae.
GGAGCCUCGAGGGAAGGAAAGAGACAACACUAACAGGGCGGCCAGGCUCACGAAUUAUCUCUUCACACUGUCGCGGUAUACAGUUUCGAGGAUCGCCUUAGCAUGCACAGGCAGAAGGCCGACGAAGCCUACAUUAUCGGUAAACGAGGCCAAUAUACUCCGGUCGGGGCCUAUCUGGCGGGGGACGAGAUCAUCAAUAUUGCCUUGCAACAUGGCGUUCAGAUGAUUCAUCCCGGGUACGGGUUCUUGUCAGAGAAUGCCGACUUCGCACGAAACGUGGAAAAGGCCGGCCUCAUCUUUGUCGGCCCAUCACCAGAUGUUAUCGACGCUCUCGGCGACAAGGUUUCCGCUCGAAGGCUAGCUAUUGCCGCUAAGGUCCCAGUGGUACCCGGAACCGAGGGGGCGGUUGAAAGAUUUGAAGAGGUGAAAAAAUUUACCGACGAAUAUGGAUUUCCCAUCAUCAUCAAGGCCGCUUUUGGUGGCGGUGGCCGGGGCAUGAGGGUGGUCCGCGACCAAGCGAACCUAAAGGAAUCGUUCGACAGAGCCACCUCGGAGGCGAAAACUGCCUUCGGAAACGGCACAGUUUUCGUGGAGCGCUUUUUGGACAAGCCGAAGCAUAUCGAGGUCCAGCUCCUCGGCGAUAACCAAGGCAACGUCGUCCACCUGUACGAGCGUGAUUGCUCGGUUCAGCGGCGGCACCAGAAGGUAGUCGAGAUCGCACCCGCCAAGGAUCUUCCCGCAGAGACCCGAGACGCCAUUUUGGCCGACGCUGUCAAGCUGGCCAAGUCCGUAAACUACCGAAACGCGGGUACUGCCGAAUUCUUAGUGGACCAGCAGAACCGCUACUAUUUCAUCGAGAUCAACCCCCGUAUCCAAGUCGAGCACACCAUUACCGAGGAAAUCACCGGUAUUGAUAUCGUAGCCGCUCAGAUUCAAAUUGCCGCGGGCGCUUCCCUUCAGCAGCUCGGCCUGACUCAAGACCGGAUCUCCACGCGAGGUUACGCGAUCCAAUGCCGAAUCACGACCGAGGACCCCGCCAAAAAUUUCCAGCCCGACACCGGCAAAAUUGAGGUGUACCGAUCUGCCGGCGGCAAUGGAGUCCGUCUCGACGGCGGCAAUGGCUUCGCCGGCGCGGUCAUCACGCCUCACUAUGAUUCCAUGUUAGUCAAGUGCACAUGCCACGGCUCAACCUACGAGAUUGCGCGCCGAAAGAUCCUUCGUUCCCUUAUCGAGUUCCGUAUCCGCGGCGUCAAGACCAAUAUUCCCUUCCUCGCGUCCCUGCUCACCCACCCGGUUUUCAUCGAUGGAAACUGCUGGACCACGUUCAUCGACGAUACCCCUCAGCUAUUCGAUCUCAUCGGCAGUCAGAACCGUGCUCAAAAGCUUUUGGCCUAUCUCGGCGACGUAGCCGUCAAUGGAAGUAGUAUCAAGGGCCAGAUUGGCGAGCCCAAGUUCAAGGGCGACAUCAUCCUCCCCCAGCUUCUGGAUGACAACGGCUCCAAGAUUGAUGUCUCCGAGCCGUCUCAGAAGGGAUGGAGACAGAUCAUACUCGAGCAGGGCCCGAAGGCCUUCGCCAAGGCAGUUCGCCAAUACAAGGGCUGUCUGUUGAUGGAUACUACCUGGCGUGAUGCCCACCAAUCGCUGCUGGCCACCCGCGUCCGGACGAUUGAUCUGCUGGGGAUCGCUAAGGAGACGAGCCAUGCUCUACACAAUCUGUACAGUUUGGAAUGCUGGGGAGGUGCCACCUUCGAUGUCGCCAUGCGCUUCCUCUACGAGGACCCAUGGGACCGCCUCCGAAAGAUGCGCAAGGCGGUGCCCAACAUCCCCUUCCAGAUGCUUCUGCGAGGCGCGAAUGGCGUCGCUUACGCUUCUCUCCCCGACAACGCCAUCGACCAUUUCGUUGAGCAAGCCAAGAAGAACGGCGUUGAUAUCUUCCGAGUAUUCGACGCCUUGAACGACAUCAACCAGCUGGAAGUCGGCAUCAAAGCUGUGCAGAAGGCCGGGGGUGUGGCUGAAGGAACUAUCUGCUAUAGCGGAGACAUGCUCAACCCCAAGAAGAAGUACAAUCUCGAAUACUACCUGGACUUGGCCGAUAAGCUAGUCGCGCUGGACAUCGACGUGCUCGGUAUCAAGGACAUGGCCGGCGUCCUGAAGCCUCGUGCUGCCACCAUUCUGAUUGGCGCGAUCCGCAAGAAGUACCCCGACCUUCCGAUCCACGUCCAUACGCACGACUCUGCCGGUACUGGUGUUGCUUCUAUGGUAGCUUGUGCUCAAGCCGGCGCGGACGCUGUCGAUGCCGCCACCGAUAGCUUGUCUGGAAUGACAUCGCAGCCUAGCAUAAAUGCUAUCAUCGCAUCACUCGAGGGUACCGACCUAGAUCCCGGUCUAAACCCCGCCCAUGUUCGCGCCCUCGACAGCUACUGGUCGCAACUUCGCCUCGUCUAUUCACCGUUUGAGGCUCACCUUGUCGGUCCCGACCCCGAAGUCUACGAGCACGAGAUUCCUGGCGGUCAACUGACCAACAUGAUGUUCCAAGCAUCCCAGCUCGGUCUCGGCUCCCAGUGGGCCGAGACCAAGAAAGCUUACGAGCACGCAAAUGAUCUACUGGGAGAUAUCGUCAAGGUUACGCCGACAUCCAAGGUCGUGGGCGACCUGGCGCAGUUCAUGGUCUCCAACAAGCUCUCAUCCAAGGACGUUGUCGAUCGCGCUGGCGAGCUCGAUUUCCCCGGCUCCGUCCUUGAGUUUCUUGAGGGCAUGAUGGGUCAGCCGUAUGGGGGAUUCCCCGAGCCUCUACGCUCCAGGGCUCUUAGAAACCGUCGCAAGUUCGACAAGCGGCCUGGCCUCUACCUCAACCCUGUCGACAUGAGGAAGACUCGCAGCGACCUCGCCCAGAAGUGGGGUCACGUUUCCGAGACUGAUCUGGCCUCCUAUCUCAUGUAUCCCAAAGUCUUCGAGGACUACAAGAAGUUCGUGCAGAAGUUUGGCGACUUAUCCGUCUUGCCAACCAAAUACUUCCUCUCGGCACCGCAAAUCGGCGAGGAAUUCCAUGUGGAGCUAGAAAAAGGCAAGGUCCUGAUCCUGAAGCUGUUAGCCGUUGGGCCCCUGUCUGAGAACACCGGCCAGCGAGAGGUUUUCUACGAGAUGAACGGCGAAGUGCGACAGGUUACCGUUGACGACAAGAAGGCCAGCGUGGAGAAUGUUAGCCGGCCUAAGGCCGAUCUCGGCGAUUCUAGCCAGGUCGGCGCCCCGAUGGCUGGUGUCUUGGUGGAGUUGAGAGUGCACGAGGGCUCCGACGUUAAGAAGGGAGACCCACUCGCCGUUCUCAGUGCCAUGAAAAUGGAAAUGGUCAUAUCGGCUCCGCACAACGGCAAGGUAUCAAACCUUCAGGUCCGAGAGGGAGAUUCUGUCGACGGGUCAGAUCUAGUGUGCAAGAUUACGAAAUCUUGAAAAGCAGGCUAGGGGGGAUCGUUUUCCUGUAGCUUUGGCGAAUUUCAAUAGUGGAGCAAUGGCAUUGACUGAAGAGGUUUUUUUUUCUUUUCUUACGGGUGGUGAGAGAGGAUCUUCGGUUUAUGACAAGAGAUACUCGGGUCGGAGUGAAUUCU